ACCAUGCCCAGCAUCACCACCAGCCUCAGUACCACCAUGCCCAGCAUCACCACCAGACUGGGUACCACUGGGAUGGGCAUCACCACCCGACUGGGUGUCACCCAGUCUGGAAUCACCACCCGACUGGGUACCACCAUGCCUGUCACCACCACUGGACUGGUACCAUCGUGCCCAGCAUCACCACCGGACUGGGGACCACAGGAUGGGCAUCACCACCGGACUGGGGGUCACCCAGUCUGGAAUCACCACCCGACUGGGUACCCAGCAUCACCACCGGACUGGGUGUCACCGUGCCUGGAAUCGCCACCAAACUGGGUGUCACUGUGCCUGUCACCACGACCAAACUGGGUACCAUCAUGCCCAGCAUCACCACCGGACUGGGUACCACAAGACUGGGGACUACCAAACUGGGUGUCACUAUGCCUGGAAUCACCACCAGACUGGUACCAUCAAGCCCAGCAUCACCACUGGACUGGGUGUCACCGUGCCUGGAAUCACCACCCGACUGGGUACCAUCAUGCCUGGCAUCACCAUCGGCCUCAGUACCACCAUACCCAGCAUCACCACCGGACUGGGUACCACUGGGAUGGGCAUCACCACCAAACUGAGUGUCACCGUGCCUGGAAUCACCAUCAAACUGGGUGUCACCGUGCCUGUCACCACCACUGGACUGGUACCACCAUGCCCAGCAUCACCACCGGACUGGGUGUCACCCAGUCUGGAAUCACCACUGGACUGGGUACCCAGCAUCACCACCAAACUGGGUGUCACCCAGUCUGGAAUCACCACCAGACUGGUACCAUCAAGCCCAGCAUCACCACCGGAUUGGGUACCACCAGACUGGGGACAAUCGGGAUGGAUGUCACCACCAAACUGGGUGUCACCCGGUCUGGAAUUGCCACCGGACUGGGUACCAUCAUGCCCAGCAUCACCACCAGACUGGGGACCGCUGGGAUGGGCAUCACCACCAAACUGGUUGUCACCCAGUCUGGAAUCACCACCAGACUUGGGUACCCAGCAUCACCACCGGACUGGAUACCAUCAUGCCCAGCAUCACCACCGGACCCGGUACCACCGGGAUGGGCAUCACCACCGGACUGGGUGUCACCGGGGAGGCCACCACCAUCGGACUGGGUACCACUGGGAUGAGCAUCCCCACCGGACUGGGUGCCACCGGGACGGGCAUCACCGGCACAGGGGGGGUGUUGCCGAGCCAGACACCGCCGUGCCACGCGGCUACAGCCGGGGCACAACAAAGGGAGAGGGCACACGCAUGUGCCAGGAACGAGGCAGAGCACAC
Calidris pugnax (ruff) is the source of this 1300-nucleotide messenger RNA. RefSeq lists its product as uncharacterized. The annotation marks the transcript as partial. The record is from RefSeq and is a predicted model, not a curated record. The transcript is spliced from 3 exons. NCBI's taxonomy places the organism in Eukaryota, Metazoa, Chordata, Aves, Charadriiformes, Scolopacidae.